Nycticebus coucang (slow loris) is the source of this 3317-nucleotide messenger RNA. RefSeq names its product homeobox A2 (gene HOXA2). Lineage: Eukaryota; Metazoa; Chordata; Mammalia; Primates; Lorisidae. Gene Ontology annotation, molecular function: DNA binding; DNA-binding transcription factor activity, RNA polymerase II-specific. Bases 1822 to 2940 code for a protein of 372 amino acids. The transcript is spliced from 4 exons. The record is from RefSeq and is a predicted model, not a curated record. Gene Ontology annotation, biological process: regulation of DNA-templated transcription.
CGAUUCCCUGUGCGCCUGGAGUUGAAGACAAUUCCUGGUUCAGAUUUAAACACCUUUGGAGACACAUUUGAUCUUGGAAAAAGCUUCGAAGCUGAAAUGUGUUCUUAAGGGCUAGAAGCUGUCAAGGCUUUUGCACCAUCCAAGAUGUAUUCAGUCUCAAGUCUCCGAAUUGGAAAAAAGAGAACGAAGGAGAACAAGAACCUUUAUAAUUCCUCCUUGGGUUGCCACCUCUCCCCCGCAGAGAUGUUUCCUGCGACAAAACCUGGGUGCAAACAUCCCCGGUGACCAAAAGCAGGAAGGUGUGAGAGGCACUUCGGGCUGCCAGGGAGCACUCGCGGUAUCUGAACCAACCAGCCCCCAUCUACAGCGACUAGGACAAGGAGAAGAAGGGUGGGGGGGGGAGGGGAGAGAGAAAAGAGAGAGAGAGAGAAAGAGAAAGAAACAAGCGUCUUCUUUCCUGCUGGUAACUUCCAACAGACUUCCUGCAACACCGAAAUACUCACCGCACCCGAGCCCUACGGGUAUGACGGGUAUGAAACCCAGAAAGCCACGAGCCGCACACGCCCUCUCUGGGCGGCAUUUCUUUGGCUGGCCGCCGCCCAGGCUACAGGGAUUUGGACACAAGGACCUGGGGUUGUUGUCUCUUUUGGCUCAGGCAUCUAUCUUUCUCGAGCCACUCCUGAGAAGUUGAUGGCGCAGGAAGGUCAGGAAGCUUCGAGAGCCUCCUCCGGUUUUGCGCUUCCAGCUGGAGGCGGAUGCAAAGCUGCCCGGGAAUAGCCGGCUAACAAUGGCCCGGAGGCUUAGACUCUGGUUGGACAUUAGGAGGGGGGCGAGGGGCUGUAGGGAGAAGGAGAGAGGCGGACAGAACAGAGAGAGGGAGGGGGAAAGGGGAGAAGAGGAAAAAGAGGGAAAGGCAGAAAGGAAAACAGAGAGUGAGGGGAGAUGUUAGUUCUGAGAUUCAGGAACUGGGUUUAGAAAAAAGUGGAGGAAAAGGGAAAGAAAAGGGAAAUCCCCCCAAAUCUUUAUUUUCUCUCUCUCUCUCUCUCUCUCUCUCCAUCUCUCCUUCCUUUAUUCUUUCUUCUCCCUCUCACCUCCUCUCUACUUCUGCUCCUUCCUCUUGCCUUAACAGAACUUAUGUGGCUGGGAUGAGAGGGCCGUUGGUGUCAAAACUUUGAAGAUUAAUGGAUUACUUUGUUAAUGACUACAGGCGUCAGGCUGAGGUGCUUAAAUGAUUUGUGAGGUGCAAGCCAUCUUCCCGACAGUCCCAAACAAUGCUUGGAGUGUGCGGGGGAGGCAGAGGGCAGCUGCUGGCGGGACCGGCAGCAAGCUCACACUCACACACACUCACUCACACACACACCCAACACACCAGACCCUUGCUGAUUAGGAGGUGGGCAGGCACCCUCACCCCCACGCACUCCAGAGCAUCCCUACCCACACCCACUAUAUGUAUUUUUGCCAUAAAAUAGUGUAAAUAAAGCCUCACUGGCCCCCAAUGAGGCGUUCCUUCCCGACUUUUUUGGAUCAAUCAAACAGACAGUGGCUUCUUUUGAUUAAAGCCCAAAUUGUCAUUGGGCAGAAGCAAUCAUGUGACAGCCAAUUCGGUCCAAUUUCAACCUUGUCUCCAUGAAUUCAAUAGUUUAAUAGUAGCGCGGUCCCCAUACGGCUGUAAUCAGUGAAUUAGAAAAAAAACACCCCAGCAGCGAUCUUCUAUGAUAGAUUUUUUUUUCCUCCGCGCUCGCCUUUUUCCUGGGCCUUGCCCCCCCAAAGCCCCUCCAAAAGAGGGAACUUUUUCUCUGAGGGGGCUCCAAGGAGAAGGCCAUGAAUUACGAAUUUGAGCGAGAGAUUGGUUUUAUCAAUAGCCAGCCGUCGCUCGCUGAGUGCCUGACAUCUUUUCCCCCUGUCGCUGAUACAUUUCAAAGUUCAUCAAUCAAGACCUCGACGCUUUCACACUCGACACUGAUUCCUCCUCCUUUUGAGCAGACCAUUCCCAGCCUGAACCCGGGCAGUCACCCUCGCCACGGCGCUGGCGGCCGCCCCAAGCCGAGCCCCGCGGGCAGCCGCGGCAGCCCGGUGCCCACCGGCGCCCUGCAGCCGCCCGAAUACCCCUGGAUGAAGGAGAAGAAGGCGGCCAAGAAAACCGCGCUGCCCCCAGCUGCAGCCGCCGCCACCACCGGCUCUGCUUGCCUCAGCCACAAAGAAUCCCUGGAAAUCGCCGAUGGCAGCGGCGGGGGAUCGCGGCGCCUGAGAACUGCUUACACCAACACGCAGCUUUUAGAGCUGGAAAAAGAAUUUCAUUUCAACAAGUACCUUUGCAGACCCCGAAGGGUGGAGAUUGCAGCGCUGCUGGAUUUGACUGAGAGACAAGUGAAAGUGUGGUUUCAGAACCGGAGGAUGAAACACAAGAGGCAGACUCAGUGCAAGGAGAACCAAAACAGUGAAGGGAAAUUAAAAAGCCUAGAGGACUCCGAGAAAGUAGAGGAGGAUGAGGAAGAGAAGUCACUCUUUGAGCAAGCCCUUAGCGUCUCCGGGGCCCUUCUGGAGAGGGAAGGUUACACUUUUCAACAAAAUGCCCUCUCUCAACAGCAGGCUCCAAAUGGACACAAUGGCGACUCCGAAAGUUUCCCAGUUUCGCCUUUAACCAGCAAUGAGAAAAAUCUGAAACAUUUUCAGCACCAGUCACCCACUGUUCCUAACUGCUUGUCAACAAUGGGCCAGAACUGUGGAGCUGGCCUAAACAAUGACAGUCCCGAGGCCCUUGAGGUCCCCUCUUUGCAGGACUUUAACGUUUUCUCCACAGAUUCCUGCCUGCAGCUUUCAGAUGCAGUCUCGCCCAGUUUGCCAGGUUCCCUCGACAGUCCUGUAGAUAUUUCAGCUGACAGCUUUGACUUUUUUACAGAUACACUCACCACAAUUGACUUGCAGCAUCUGAAUUACUAAAAACAUUAAAGCAAAACACCGCAUCACAAUACAAACCCCCCCCCCCCACCAGGCAGUUUUGCCUUCUUUCAUUCCAAGAGUUAAUUUUUAUUUUAUUUUCUUCUUAACCUAUCCUCUCCCUUCUUAAAACGUUGAGGAUUUCUGUUUAGUGAUUUCCCUGACCUAGUUUCAGAGCCUAUCUCUUACAGAUUAUUGGGAGUUUUAGUUGUUUUAAACUUAAUCCAAGAACCGUCUAUGUGUUUCCUGAGAGCAAUACAUAAGGCCUGCAAGAAAGUGAUUAUGUAAUUGUAUCUUCACUUUCUUUUUAUUUUUGUAUUACAUUAGGAUGCAUUGUCAUGCCUAUUUUUGGUAGAAUAAAUUCUCCUUUGCUAUAAGUA